Perognathus longimembris pacificus (Pacific pocket mouse) is the source of this 4392-nucleotide messenger RNA. RefSeq names its product ring finger protein 123 (gene Rnf123). Bases 224 to 4165 code for a protein of 1313 amino acids. The transcript is spliced from 39 exons. The record is from RefSeq and is a predicted model, not a curated record. Gene Ontology annotation, cellular component: cytoplasm. NCBI's taxonomy places the organism in Eukaryota, Metazoa, Chordata, Mammalia, Rodentia, Heteromyidae. Gene Ontology annotation, molecular function: protein binding; ubiquitin-protein transferase activity.
GGCAGCGAGGGGCCGGGCGGAUGUUGUGAGCCGGUGGCGACGGGCGGACGGACCGACAGCCGGGCGGCGGGGAGGCUGGGGGUUGCUCUGACCUCACCUGCUCCCAAGCCCUCCUGCCUUUGCAGGGCCGUGGUCUGGAAGAGCCCGUGGCUGGCGUGCAGGAGACAGAACACAUCUGGGCUCAACAUCUGGGACCACCGGCACUUCCCAUGAGAGGUGAAGGAUGGCAUCCAAGGGGGCCGGCGUGUCCUUCUCCCGCAAGAACUAUAGGCUGAGCUCAGAUGCGGAGAAAUCCAGGGCCACCGGCAUUGUACACGAGAAACUUCUGAAUGACUACCUGCACCAAAUCUUUCCCUCUCCUGACCACGAGCCCCCCACAACCACCAGCAGGAAAUCCCUGAACUUCCAGAACCUGCCAGAGCAUUUGGAUCAGCUACUCCAGGUGGACAAUGAGGAGGAGGAAGGCCAGGGGCAGGUUGAAGGGCGACUUGGCCCAUCCACUGUGGUUCUGGACCACACCGGAGGCUUUGAGGGCCUUCUUCUGGUAGAUGACGACCUUCUGGGGGUGAUUGGCCACAGCAACUUUGGCACCAUCCGUUCUACCACCUGUGUAUAUAAAGGGAAAUGGGUGUACGAGGUGCUCAUCUCCUCCCAGGGGCUCAUGCAGAUUGGCUGGUGCACCAUCAACUGCCGCUUCAACCAGGAGGAGGGCGUGGGAGACACGCACAACUCCUACGCCUAUGACGGCAACCGAGUGCGCAAGUGGAACGUGACCACUACCAACUACGGCAAGGCGUGGGCAGCGGGGGACAUCGUGAGCUGCCUGAUUGAUUUGGAUGACGGAACUCUGUCCUUCUGCCUGAAUGGCGUCUCGCUGGGCACUGCGUUUGAGAACCUGGCCCGGGGCGUGGGCAUGGCCUACUUCCCAGCCAUCAGCCUGUCUUUCAAGGAGUCUGUGGCCUUCAACUUUGGCAGCCGUCCUUUGCGCUACCCAGUGGCGGGCUUCCGGCCCCUGCAGGACCCGCCGCGUGCCGACCUGGUGCGGGCGCAGAGAUUGCUGGGCUGCUUCCGGGCAGUGCUCACGGUGGAGCUGGAUGUGGUGGAAGGGCGGCUGGUUCAGAAGGAGAGCUCGGAGCGGCAGCUGCAGGGCCAGCCCACCAUCCUGCUUACCCUGGCCCACAUCUUCCACCGCUUCGCCCCACUCCUGCGCAAGGUGUACCUGGUUGAGGCCGUGCUCAUGAGCUUCCUGCUGGGCAUCGUGGAGAAGGGCCCGCCGGAACAGACGCAGCCCGUGGUCCACCAGGUCCUGGACCUCCUGUGGCUCUUCAUGGAAGACUCUGAGAUUCAGGACUGCCUCAAGCAGUUGAUGAUGUCUCUGCUGCGGCUGUACCGGUUCUCACCCAUCGUUCCAGAUCUGGGCCUGCAGAUCCACUACCUGAGGCUCACCAUCUCCAUCCUGAGCCACGAGAAGUCCCGCAAGUUUCUGCUUAGCAACGUCCUCUUCGACAUGCUCCGGUCUGUCGUCUUCUUUUACAUCAAAAGCCCCCUGCGCGUGGAGGAGGCCGGCCUGCAGGAGCUCAUUCCCACCACUUGGUGGCCCCAUCGCUCCAGCAAGGAGGGCAAAGAAGGCAAGGAAGUGAAGGAGGAGACCCCCGAGGAGCGGCAGAGACGGCGGGCCUAUGAGCGGGGUUGCCAGAGGCUCAAGAAGCGCAUUGAAGUGGUGGAAGAAUUGCAGGUGCAGAUCCUCAAGCUCUUGCUGAACAAUAAAGACGAUAACGGGGGUGAAGCUUCCAGAUACAUCUUCCUGACCAAGUUCCGAAAGUUCCUGCAGGAGAAUGCCAGUGGCCGGGGGAACAUGCCCAUGCUCUGCCCCCCCGAGUACAUGGUGUGCUUCUUGCACCGGCUGAUCUCGGCGCUGCGCUUCUAUUGGGACGAAUACAAAGCCGGCCACCCCCGAGCUGCCCACAGCGAGGAGGCUUACAUCCCUCCGCAGAUCUUCUACAAUGGCAAAGUGGACUACUUUGACCUGCAGCGCCUUGGGGGUCUCCUCUCACACCUACGCAAGACCCUCAAAGAUGACCUGGCCGCCAAAGCCAACAUCGUGAUCGAUCCCGGGGAGCUCCAGGCGGCCAGCAUGGACGACCUGGACGAGGACGAGGAGCCGACCCCAGCAGCCGCCCAGCGCCCCCUGCAGGCCUUGGCCAUCGGGGGGGCCCUGCCUCUCCCCCGGCCGGGCUGGCUCAGUUCCCCGACCCUGGGCCGAGCCAACCGCUUCCUCAGCACCGCGGCCGUGAGCCUCAUGAGCCCGCGCCGGCCCCUGAGCUCCUCGGACAAAGUGAAGGUCCGCACGCUGACCGUGGAGCAGCGCACGCGCGAGGACAUCGAAGGCAGCCACUGGAACGAGGGCCUGCUGCUGGGGCGCCCCCCCGAAGAGCCCGAGCAGCCCCUCACCGAGAACUCGCUGCUGGAGAUCCUGGACGGCGCCAUCAUGAUGUAUAACCUCAGCGUCCACCAGCAGCUGGGCAAGAUGGUGGGCGUGUCUGAUGACGUCAAUGAGUACGCAAUGGCUCUGAGGGACACAGAGGACAAAAUCCGCCGGUGCCCCAAGAGGCGGAAGGAUAUACUGGCAGAGCUCACCAAGAGCCAGAAGGUGUUCUCGGAAAAGCUGGACCACCUGAGCCGCCGGCUUGCGUGGGUGCAUGCCACUGUCUACUCCCAGGAGAAAAUGCUGGACAUCUACUGGCUGUUGCGGGUCUGCCUGCGGACCAUCGAGCACGCUGACCGCACCGACUCGCUCUUCGCCUUCAUGCCCGAGUUCUACCUGAACGUGGCCAUCAACAGCUACAGCGCCCUCAAGAACUAUUUCGGCUCUGUCCACAGCAUGGAGGAGCUCCCAGGCUACGAAGAGACGCUCACCCGACUGGCCGCCAUCCUCGCCAAGCACUUUGCUGACCCGCGCAUCGUGGGCACUGACAUCCGCGACUCGCUGAUGCAGGCCCUGGCCAGCUACGUGUGCUACCCACACUCCCUGCGGGCCGUGGAGCGGAUCCCCCAGGAGCAGCGCGUCGCCAUGGUGCGGAACCUCCUGGCCCCCUACGAGCAGCGGCCCUGGGCCCAGACCAACUGGAUCCUGGUUCGGCUCUGGAGGGGCUGCGGGUUCGGGUACCGCUACACCCGGCUGCCACAUCUGCUGAAAACCAAGCCCGAGGAUGCCAACCUGCCCAGCCUCCAGAAGCCCUGCCCCUCCAUCCUGCUGCAGCAGCACAUGGCCGACCUCCUGAGGCAGGGCCCGGAGGUGGCGCCCAGCUUCCUCAACAGCGUCCUCAACCAGCUCAACUGGGCCUUCUCCGAGUUCAUCGGCAUGAUCCAGGAGAUCCAGCAGGCCGCCGAGCGCCUGGAGCGGAACUUCGUGGACAGCCGGCAGCUGAAGGUGUGCGCCACGUGCUUCGACCUGUCGGUGAGCCUGCUGCGCGUGCUGGAGAUGACCAUCACCCUGGUGCCCGACAUCUUCCUCGACGGCGCGCAGCCCACCUCCGAGAUGCUGCUGCGGCGCCUGGCGCAGCUGCUGAACCAGGUGCUCAACCGCGUGACGGCCGAGAGGAACCUCUUCGACCGCGUGGUCACCCUGCGGCUGCCCGGCCUGGAGAGCGUGGACCACUACCCCAUCCUGGUGGCGGUGACCGGCAUCCUGGUGCGGCUCCUGGUGCACGGCGGGGCCUCCGAGACAGAGAGGGCCACGUCGGUGCUCCUGGCCGACCCCUGCUUCCAGCUCCGGUCCAUAUGCUAUCUCCUGGGGCAGCCAGAGCCCCCGGCCCCUGGCGCCGCCUUACCCGCCCCUGACCGGAAGCGCUUCUCCCUGCAGAGCUAUACUGAUUACAUCAGCGCCGAGGAGCUGGCCCAAGUGGAACAGAUGCUGGCCCACCUGACGGCUGCGUCUGCCCAGGCAGCAGCGGCAUCGCUGCCCACCAGCGAGGAGGACCUCUGCCCCAUCUGCUAUGCCCACCCCAUCUCUGCUGUGUUCCAGCCCUGUGGCCAUAAGUCCUGCAAAGCCUGCAUCAACCAGCACCUGAUGAACAACAAGGACUGCUUCUUCUGCAAAGCCACCAUCGUGUCUGUAGAGGACUGGGACAAGGCGGCCAGCACGAGUACCACCUCGGCUGCCUAGGUUGGCCUAACGCUCACAGCUCAUAUACCAGCUUCCACCCUCGAACCCAGACCCAGGCCGAGCCGUACUUAGGAGCUCCCUUGGCUCUGUCCCCAUCGCCCUCACCCCACCCCGUCACCUUCUUGCCUGCGCAUAACCUCAGUGGAACCCCAGCCAUGGCCCUAAUUACGCCUGAGCUUGACUUUCAGUCAGGGGCACGGUGAACAUUAAAUUAUUAUUCCAUACAA